Nylanderia fulva is the source of this 755-nucleotide messenger RNA. NCBI's taxonomy places the organism in Eukaryota, Metazoa, Arthropoda, Insecta, Hymenoptera, Formicidae. The record is from RefSeq and is a predicted model, not a curated record.
UCUACCGAUAUCGUUAUUAUGGUCCCGCCGCGGGAAAAACCCGGCUCGUCUUAACAACUAAAGUUCUUGAUGUAUUCCAUCACGAACAACCGUUAAUUUAACUUACUGAGUGUUACGAAAGAAUAAAAAUGCCAGCAAAACGUACUAAACAGCGACCUAUAAAUAAGAAAAACAUUGAUCAUCCAAGCCAAUCAGUUUCAGAAAAAAAUUUUAAAAUACGAAAUGUAGCAAUCAAACUAGUAGACAUUGCAAAACAUAAAGAGAAGACAAGUUUAGCUAAUGUGGAUAAUAACAAUUUUAUUACAAGUAGCAAUUGUGAGCCAGAAAUUACUUUAGAUGACAAAAGAAUGGAGACUUCUUUAGAUGUCAGCGAAAGAAUACAGACUACUUUAGAUAACAGCAAAAAAAUUAAAACUACUUUAAAUGUCAGUGAUAGAAUGAAAACUACUUUAGAUGUCAGCAAAGAAACAGAAACUACUUUAGAGGUUAAUGAAAGAAUGAAAACUACUUUAGAUGUCAGCGAAAGAACAGAAACUGCUUUAGAUGUCAGCGAACAAAUAAAAGCUACUUUAGAUAUCAGCAAAGGAAUAAAAACUACUUUAGAGGUCAAUAAAAAAAUAAAAGCUACUUUAGAUGUUAACGAAGGAACAGAAACUACUUUAGAGGUCAAUGAAAGUGUGAAAACUACUUCAGAUGUCAGUGAAAGAAUAAAAGCUACUUUAGAUAUUAGCGAAGAAACAGAACUACUUUAGAGG